Molecule: messenger RNA, 1651 nt
Organism: Magnolia sinica
Lineage: Eukaryota; Viridiplantae; Streptophyta; Magnoliopsida; Magnoliales; Magnoliaceae
Product: phosphoglycerate kinase, cytosolic
Exons: 7
Coding region: 150-1358 (402 amino acids)
Biological process (GO): gluconeogenesis; glycolytic process
Cellular component (GO): cytosol
Molecular function (GO): ADP binding; ATP binding; phosphoglycerate kinase activity
Source: RefSeq, a predicted model, not a curated record
CAACCGAAACGCACCGCCGCGCAAGCUUGCAUUUCACUAUUAAAAUCCCUAUUAACCCCUUCAACGCACUAACUCCUUUCAUCAUUUCUCACUUCCUUCUGAAAAAUUUCUAAAGCUUCAAAAGGACCUUGUCAAGUUUCAGAUCGAUCAUGGCGGCAAGGAAGAAGAGCGUAGGGGAUCUUAAGGAGGCUGAUCUGAAGGGAAAGAGGGUUUUGGUCAGAGUCGAUCUCAACGUUCCGUUGGAUGAGAAUCAGAAGAUCACGGAUGAUACUCGGGUUAGAGCUGCGGUACCCACCAUCAAGUAUCUGAUGGGGUAUGGGGCCAAGGUCAUUCUUAGCAGUCAUCUGGGACGCCCAAAAGGUGUUACACCAAAGUACAGCUUGAGGCCUCUUGUGCCUAGGCUAUCUGAACUCCUUGGCAUCGAGGUCGAGAUGGCCGAUGACUGCAUUGGCGAGGGAGUUGAAAAGUUGGUGACUGCAUUGCCAGAAGGAGGUGUUCUACUUCUUGAAAAUGUAAGGUUUUACAAGGAAGAAGAGAAGAAUGAUCCGGAGUUUGCGAAGAAGCUAGCUUCACUUGCAGACCUCUAUGUGAAUGAUGCAUUUGGCACGGCACACAGAGCACAUGCUUCAACCGAGGGAGUUACCAAGUUCUUGAAGCCUGCUGUUGCUGGCUUCCUUAUGCAGAAGGAACUCGACUAUCUUGUCGGAGCCAUUUCAAAUCCCAAGAGGCCAUUUGCUGCUAUUGUAGGUGGCUCGAAGGUUUCAUCCAAGAUUGGGGUGAUGGAGUCCCUGUUGGAAAAAGUUGAUAUCCUUCUUCUAGGUGGAGGAAUGAUCUUCACGUUUUACAAGGCACAGGGACACUCAGUUGGGUCUUCUCUUGUGGAGGAAGACAAGCUUGACCUUGCAGAUUCUCUUCUUGAGAAAGCUAAGGCCAAAGGGGUGUCUCUCUUGUUGCCUGUUGAUGUGGUUGUAGCUGACAAGUUUGCUGCAGAUGCGAACAGCAAGGUUGUACCUGCAUCUAAUAUCCCUGAUGGUUGGAUGGGACUGGACAUUGGGCCUGAUGCCAUCAACACAUUCUGCCAAUCUUUGGAGUCCACCAAAACUGUGAUCUGGAACGGACCUAUGGGGGUGUUUGAGUUUGAGAAGUUUGCAGUCGGAACAGAGGCGAUUGCAAAGAAGUUGGCAGACCUCAGUGGUAAAGGGGUGACAACCAUCAUAGGAGGCGGUGAUUCUGUUGCUGCUGUGGAGAAAGCAGGGCUUGCCGACAAGAUGAGCCACAUCUCGACUGGUGGUGGAGCCAGCUUGGAGCUGUUGGAAGGGAAAUCGCUUCCUGGAGUUCUUGCCCUUGAUGAUGCCUAGCUUGCUUCUUGCUAAGGCAAGUUUUGUUUCUUUUCUUCUUGGAUGCUCCCAUUAGUAAUGAAUGAUAUGCUUUCCUUAUAUUUUGAGAGAGAGAGAGAGAGAGAGAGAGAGAGAAUAUCCUGUGUAGAGUUUUGUGGGAUGUUGUGUUCAAUAAGAGUUUGGACUCUUCUUCUCAGGCACCAGUGAGUUGCUCGGGAGUUACCUUUCUUAACAGACUAAUGUUGUCAAUAAUGCUUUAUCUGUAGUCUGUUCAUUUAUCUACAGCAGAUUAGUAGAACAUGAAUAUUUGCACC